GGGGGGCUGUGUUCAUAACUGCAUCCCCUGCAAGAGGAUGGAGUACGAUCACCGUUUCUCCGCGUCACCGCCGCCUACCCCGCCGCUGAAGGCGAAGCACCACCACCUCUGCUUCACGUCCUGUUUCCGCCCCGUCGCUGGUUGCGACGGCGGGGACCCGGAAUCCCCAUACGGGGAGCGCGCCGCCCGGCCGCUGAUCCGAUCGCCCAAGUCGUGGAUCCGAUCCAAGGCGCACGAGCUGCCGGAUAACUGCUGCAAAUGCCGGGCCCUGGUCUCCCACUGCCGUUGGGGGAGGCACCGGCGCCACCACUCCGCCGACUUCAGGUACGACCCCCUUAGCUACGCCCUCAACUUCGACGAGGGGUCCCAGGGCGAGUCUCCCGCUAGCGCCGAGCAGCUCCGGUACCGCUGCUUCUCGUCCCGGCUCCCGGCUUCGCCCCCGCGCGGCAGCGAUGGCGGUGGAUUCGAUGAUCGGAAGAGGGCUCAUGGAGUCGAAGGGAUUGAGGCGCCCCUGCGAUUCACCUAAUUUCCCGGUUCUUUGAGCCUACCGAUCUAAUUGUAGUUGCAAAGAUCGGAUCUUUCUUGCGCUGCCGUCGUUUUCGACCCCGCCGAUCUAAUUAUGGUUGCAAAGAUCGGAUCUUUUCCCCCUAAAUCUCAUGCAAAGAGCAUCGAACUUUCUAAUAAGAAAGAAUGGAUCUUCCCCAAAGGAAGCCUCUUUUAGUUUUGGUGCA
This is a messenger RNA of Musa acuminata subsp. malaccensis (wild Malaysian banana), 731 nucleotides long. RefSeq lists its product as uncharacterized. NCBI's taxonomy places the organism in Eukaryota, Viridiplantae, Streptophyta, Magnoliopsida, Zingiberales, Musaceae. The record is from RefSeq and is a predicted model, not a curated record.